Molecule: messenger RNA, 249 nt
Organism: Enterobius vermicularis (human pinworm)
Lineage: Eukaryota; Metazoa; Nematoda; Chromadorea; Rhabditida; Oxyuridae
Source: the annotation of a GenBank genome assembly
AUGAUAUCUUUAGUCGGAAACUGUAGUGAAGAAAAUAUGGCAAUGGCUUGCUCUUCGAAUGAUUUGCCAAUUGAAGCUGAUGACGAUAGUGAUAUGCCGGAGCUGAUUGAAACUGAAGCCGUGUUGGGCCUGUCUUUGAAUGAGCAGAAGAGUGAUGCGGGAUUGGCAUCUAGUGAUGCGUUUGUUCAGGAACUAAAAACUAAGAAAUUUUCCUCUGUUGAGGUUGCUGAUUCUUUCGCUGCGCUUUAA